AUGGAUAUUAAGUUCACCCGCGAACCCUCUAAAUAUCACUCGGGUUUUGCAAACAGCUAUCACAAAUAUGAACUUGGUGUCGAACAAGAAUCCAACUUUGGUCCUAUUCGUGUAACCUCGUAUCUCAAGGGUGGCGAAGAUGUCAACGCAAUAUUCAGUCUUCCUGGAGACUCUACGUUUAAUCUAUCCCCUUACAUUGGGGUGGACGAAGAGGGCAAAUUAUUCUGGGAUAUUAACGGAUGCCAGGCCGUUGACAGCCUAAAACUUUUAUCCGCGGAAGAACUGAAGGUUAUGAGCAUCGCACUCGAUGAAUUCUUGGAUGUUGUGGAAUAUUAUGACGAACCCUCGCAACAAUUCAGGCUCCGACUAGGAGUGAAACCAAAGCAUCCAAAGCGCUCCCUUCCCGGAAUAGGUACCAAUUCUCACUCAACAUCCGGGGCUGGAUUGAGCUUCAUACAAGCCAAGUGGUUUGAUGAAGCAACUGCGUGUUGGAUGGAACUCGGUUGUAGCUUUCUCCCCGAUCAUGUAAUGGAUGGAUAUAGGUAUCUUAUGCAGACAUACCAAGCUGGCGAUGAAAUUAGCAUAUUUGGCUUCUCUCGUGGUGCAUAUACCGCACGUGCCCUUGCGGGUAUGUUACAUUCGGUCGGAUUACUACCAACGAAUAAUAUGGAGCAAGUAAAGUUUGCCUACGAUGUAUAUGCGGCUUCGGAGAAGUUCGUUAAACUCACUAAAGAUGAGGACUAUCUUUUAGGUGCUGUGAAUCUUAAAGAGGGAGACAAGAGAUCUUUCCGUGGUUUUGUCCAGAAUGCUCGCCCAGAGGAUGUUAAUCCUGAAGGGUUCAAGAUGGUGUUCUGUACCCCAGUCGAGAUAGCAUUUUUGGGCGUAUGGGAUACAGUGGGUAGCAUGGGUGCCUUGAGAAGGAAGACUUUGCCUUGGAUCACCUACAACCCGAGUGUGAGGAACUUUAGGCAAGCCCUAGCGCUCGAUGAGGUCCGUGCAAACUUUAUACCUACUCUUUGGGAUCACGCGAAGACUCGAUCAUGGCAAAGUGUAGUGGAAGUAUGGUUCAAAGGGGGUCACUCUGACGUAGGAGGUAGUGCGCCUUUGACCGAGAGUGAACGCGUGAAUCCAGAUACCGAACGACAGAAAUUUGCGCAGGAGGAGCCUACAGGAGCACAGUCCCUGGACUCAUAUGCGACGCCACAGUUACCAGGUGCUCUGCGACGACUGCCCGACUUGAGUAACAUUUCUCUACGCUGGAUGGUCAACCAAUGCCUCUCCCUUUCCAGUGCACGUAUCUUUGAUCCCUAUGCUAUGCACUCUUAUCGACGGGCAAAAAUUCUUGAAGAUCGCCCACAUGGAGCGACGCCAGAGGAAAUUCAAAGGAAUAGAAUAGAGCUGGAUAACCAUGACAUCUCCAGCAAACCAUACCAAGCCAUAGACAUGCGGCCAUGGUGGCUGUUACUGGAGAUUUUGCCUAUCCCAAGGCUUUCUCAAGUGUCCACUAAUCGUUCCGAGUCCAAGAGUGUAUUCUGCCCAAAUCGGCGGAUAGGGAGAGCCGUGAAUAAACUGGGAAAAAAUGAUCACGUUCGCCUCCACUACUCCGUAUGCAAGAAUAUCACCGCAGGUCCCGGCUAUCGACCGGCAGCACAAUGGCAUGAUUCUACUUCACUAUUAGAUAUCGAGGACUCUCCCGAGACGCAACCGAAAACAGAGAAGAUUGGAUGA
Rhizoctonia solani is the source of this 1728-nucleotide messenger RNA. RefSeq lists its product as uncharacterized. The transcript is spliced from 15 exons. NCBI's taxonomy places the organism in Eukaryota, Fungi, Basidiomycota, Agaricomycetes, Cantharellales, Ceratobasidiaceae. Bases 1 to 1728 code for a protein of 575 amino acids. The record is from RefSeq and is a predicted model, not a curated record.